Aphanomyces invadans is the source of this 3464-nucleotide messenger RNA. RefSeq lists its product as hypothetical. NCBI's taxonomy places the organism in Eukaryota, Oomycota, Saprolegniomycetes, Saprolegniales, Verrucalvaceae. The record is from RefSeq and is a predicted model, not a curated record. Gene Ontology annotation, molecular function: metal ion binding. The transcript is spliced from 8 exons. The coding region runs from base 58 to 3354 and encodes 1098 amino acids.
GCUCGCCGCAGCUAGAGAAAGCAACAGGUUCCGCCACCAACACCCCCACAGCGCUCCAUGCCGACGGCUAACAAGCACGACAAUGGCCACUACGCCGCGUACGCCGAGCGGCGUGCCAAUUCGUCGAUGCAGAUGCUUGCGGAUGCGACGACGGGAAUGUCCAUGUGGGUCGACAUCGGGACAAAGGAGGACGUGUCCCUGUCGAAAACAGCGUCCGACUGGAAGGUCUUUUGCGCGAACCGUGCGACCACAACGAUCGACUCGACGCUCCAUUAUGUCGUGCAGCGAAUAUUCCAGGCGACAGAGUCGUCCAACUACCGAGAGCUCAUGCGCACGAUGUGGGGCGACUCGUACUUGGACGCCCGUGUCAUUGAAGUGAUUGGGUCCGAUCCAGAGACCGCCGCGUCGAUGGCGGCCGUGACGCCCCAGAGUCGAAGCAUCCCUUCGGUAUUCCACAAGACACACAAGCGCACGUCGAUCAAGUGGUUUACCACACUCGGCAAGUCCAAGCUCUCGAAAGCGGUCGAGUUCCACCUUGUCGAGUUUGUCGGGUUGGUGUAUGAUAGCCAAAACAGCAUCCAGGCCAUCUACAUCUAUCAGGAAUCCAUGGGCAAGGCCGACAACGCCCCACUUCCACAUCAAACGCAAGUGUCGACGACGUACGAUCGCGUUCGCGUCGACGGCCUCUUGAUGAAAUUUGAGGCGCUAGAACUUCCCUCGGGUGGUGAAUACGUCAUAAUGUCGUUAGCGUUGCAACGGCAGCCAUCCCUCUUGGAUUUUGGCUUCAAGAACCCCGCCGAGGACCUCGUCUUCCGUUUCGCCAAGGGGUUCCGCGCUGGCCUUCGACGCGUGCCGACGGUCUUGCCGACGUCGUCACUCCAGUUUGCCGAUACCACGUCGUGGGUGCGCGACCAAGACCGACCGGCCUGCUCUGUCUGCUCUCGAUCGUUCCUCGCGCUUGUGCGGCGGCGGCACCACUGCCGGAAAUGCGGCGAGGUCGUGUGUUUCCAGUGCUCGAACCUGUUUGCCGCGUCGACCUUGACGACAAAACCGGACCAACCAUCAUCGUCCACUAGCGAUGUUCGGCUGUGCAACCGGUGCGUCGUUCAACAGCAAGCCGAGGCGGGCCGCCACUUGUUGGUUGGGGUUCUGGAUGCGCAUGAGCUCAAGCAAUGGCUUGAUGACGAGCUGUGUGAAAACAAUCCCGACUUGUUUGACGUGCCGACGCCGGUGACGCGGAGGCCGUUACCUAGUGGCGGCGCCUUUACCGGGACACUUGAAGUGAACACGCUGGCGGCCACGAUGAACCAGCUCCUGGAUACGGGUAAGUGGAACCCGUCGGGGUCGGCGGCGCUGGACGCUACUUCAUCGGACAGCAUCACGUUGGGCACGAUGAUGCAGCAACUUCCUGGCUCGGGGGGGUCAGGAGGAGCUGCAUCGCCACUUCCUCAUCUGAACGCUGCAACCAUGUCGAACCAUUCCCCUCGUACGGCAUCGUCGCAGGGCCGACUAAGUCUUGACAACAACGAGUCGAACCACGUGUCGACGAUAUGCCUUGGCGCCGAGCGACGCAACUUUGAUACCCCGUUCGAUGGCGAGGACGACUGCAACAACCAAAUGGACCACGGCGACCGUGAUCUUCGCCUUGUCGAGCCACCACGGCGGCCAAGUCACCCGCCCCCCCCGGUCGCGACGCUGGUAUAUCCGCCUCAACCACCUCCUGCACGCACGUCCAGCACGUCGUCGUCCACCUCCCGCUCCCACCAGAAGUCGCCCCAGCCGCUCGACAACUAUGCACUUCUGUUGACCUCGUCCUCGUCCAAGUCGAUGGGUGUUUCGCCGACGGUGCAGCCACCACCGUUGCGACAGACUUCCCAUCGCCGCACGCCCAGUGCCGAUUCUCGACCGACGCUAUCGGUAGACGAGGUGUUCACGAAGCCGUCGCCAUCGUCAACGCGGCCACUUCAAAUCGACCCGCGGUAUCUUCCGCGGCACGGCUCGCAAAGCACUCCAACGCGGAAGGCGGCCUAUCCGUUGUCCCUUGUGCCACCGCCCGCAGCGUCCGCCAACGUCCGCACGGCAUCUGCUUGGGCUGGCGUCACCCACUCGACCUCUGCGGCGGUGGACGCUGCCUUGCGUGAUCUCCACACUCGGAUUGAUGGCCCAGUGCACUUUUUGGUCGUGUCGUACUCGGACGGUUGUGACGCCAUUGAAGUGAUGGCCGCAUUGGAGCACGGCGCCCCCGGGGUGCCAUUUAUUGGCGGGCUGUCCGCACGAGGCAUUUGCGACGAGGCUGCAUGGGUGUCGAUGAAGAGGGGCGGCCUCGUUGCUCUCUGGGGCAUUCAUGAUCCCCACGGGUCGUAUACUGUCGCGUCCACUGGCUACGACGAACUCACGGCCAAGCACAACGCCGGCGAUGCCGCGUUCGAGGCCCACUGUGUCACUCCGAACCCAGCAUUCUGCCUUGCGUACGCGUGUCCGUUGGUCGUCGACGACGCUCUCGCUGGUCUCCGCAGGGUCGUGCGCUGCCCCGUCCUCGGAGGAUGCUCCGUCCUCUCUGGGCAGUACCAAGGCUACCUGCAAAUCAGCAGCGCCGGCGGAUCGACGAUCGGCAUGGCGAUCGCGCUGUGUUCUCCGAGCGUCGAAACGUCCGCGGGGUGGUUCAGCGGGUAUAACGUUGUCCACACAAACCCGAAAAGAAGCGAUGUGCCUUCUUCGUCGCGUGCUCCUUGCAUGGGGAUGGUGACGGCGUCCGAUCCACAGAAUAAAGUCGUGCUGGAAAUUGACCAUCGACCUGCCGCUGUCGUGUACAGGGAGUGGAUGGCGAAUGUCCAUGAAGCAGGAGUACCGAUGAAGUUCCCGCGCCUCGGAUACAUGUACCCAUUGGGGCAGAUUGUGCACGAGGCGCUCCCUUCGUUGCAAGUCAAUGCCACACCCGUCGUGACGGCCGUGGACGACGUCGCAGGCACCCUUACCUUGACAACGGCGAUCCGCACUGGCACGACCGUGGCGCUUAUGCACACUUCGACGGAUAUAUUGAAGGAUUCCGUGAAGCGCAUGGCGACUUCGGUGCAUCAAAACCCGUCGUUUGACAUUGCGGACGUCGACGGGUGUUUGAUGUUUCUCUCUGCGGGUGUGCAAGUCGUGUUAGGAUCGUCCAUGAGCAUGACUGGCCUCGUGGGUGCGUUUAAAUUAUGGUCUGGCGGAGCAAGUUUUCUCGGGUUGACGUCGUUCGGCGAAGUUGGCCACUUGCCCCACCAGCCGACCCCUCUCUGCGACGCGCUCAUGUUUUCGUACCUGAUCUUCUCCACCCGUCGCCGACUCUCGUAUGCAGGGGAUAGGAGUCCUAUUUAACAAGCUAUGCCGAUGUCCGUGCGAGUCGUCGUGUGCCAAUCCGCUCCGCGGCGCCGCCAUUGUAAGGGGUUGCGCGCGUUUCGGCAAAUUUUUAUUCGAUGGCAAGUGAA